Messenger RNA from Papilio machaon (common yellow swallowtail), 442 nucleotides. RefSeq lists its product as uncharacterized. The coding region runs from base 8 to 442 and encodes 144 amino acids. NCBI's taxonomy places the organism in Eukaryota, Metazoa, Arthropoda, Insecta, Lepidoptera, Papilionidae. The record is from RefSeq and is a predicted model, not a curated record. Gene Ontology annotation, molecular function: odorant binding. The transcript is spliced from 2 exons.
CAUCACAAUGAACCGCUUGUUAAUGUUGUAUGUAAUGUUACCGGUGGCGCUUGGGAAAAUGGAUACGAGACCCGUAGUCUACUUACCAAAAGACCUCAGUGAUUACAUGGCGAAAACGGCCUUUAGAUGUAUGAUAAAGUUGCGAACCCCAAGUAGCAUGGUCAAACGCUUCUUCGAAAUCAAACUCCAGGACGACGAUUUGAGCAGAGAGUUUCUGUACUGUGUUUGUUAUACGACAUACCUAGCUGACGAGGAUGGCCACUUGUCAGAAGCAAUGCUGCGACUUUUUGACGACAACGAACAUGCGGAAGCAGUUCAAAAGGUGUUUGAAUCUUGCAACAAAAUUAAAACCAAAACACCAGUUCAGACGCUAAGCGAAGUGGCCAAAUGCUUCUAUAAAAAUUCACCAGUUAUUUUAGGUCCAGUAUUAGAACGAUAUUAA